CGUGCGCGGUGAUAUUAAAUCGUUAAAAUUAUAAUACGCUAUUAACAGCUUGUACCAUCCUUCAUACUGUAUGAAUACUUAUAAUAUUUAACGGAAUAUUUGUGUCCAAGUGUUACCAUUUGAAACAGUUCUUUGUAGUAGGUGUAUGUGAAAUUAACAACCAUAUUAUUCAUGGAGAGAUGGGAUUUAAACAACUAAUAUCACAAACUGUUCAGAUUUUGAUGUUUGUGUUUUGUAUGAAGAUGGUUGACGGAGCUUACAGAGUCAUCAACAUAACAAAGUCAUGUGUUUUAAACCACGAGUGUAAAUUGCCCUGCAGGCUGGAGCCAUUUUCGUAUACUAUUAAUGUCCUUUGGUUUAACAACAAUAAUGAGAUGCUUACUCGAGGCAACCAAGUACAUAAGCAUUACAGAAAUCUCAGAAUCGAAAAGCCAGCUUACAAUGAGUGGGUUCUGUAUAUACUUCGAGUGAAUCAAAAUUUUGCUGAUAAAUACAGGUGCAAAACAAGUGACGGAUAUACGUUGUCAGAGAUAACAGUUGUUGUUGAAAGUACGCAAAUCUCGUGCUUGCUAAUUAAUGAACCCAGGAUAGAUGAACAAAAAUCAUCGUCUUUUCAUGAACAUUUCCAUGAACAUUCCCUGGCACAACUGAAUUGUAUAUUUUAUGGCUCACCUAAACCAGAAGUAACAUGGCACCGUGGACCAUCGAAGGAACCUAUUGAAGGUAUUAAGGGACCUAAAUUAAUCAUUAGAGAUAUCGAAAGGUAUGCAAGUGACAACUACACCUGCAUUGCCACAAACGAACACGGAACUGAUGAGAGAGAAAUAAAAGUGACAGUGGACUUUGACCCCGAAGUAACUGUGAUGGAGUCAGAGAUGUAUGUUACCGGUGGGGAAAUGGUGAUAAUGGGUUGUUCUGUCCAAGCGUCACCGUUGCAGGAUGCUUUCUGGACAAACCAUAGAGGUGACAGGGUAAAAAGCAACUGGAAAUAUAAGCUGACAGAAGAAAAGGAAACUGAUCAUUUUCCAGUGCGGUUUCUAGAGCUAAUUAUCAAGAAAAACAUAGUCAGUAAACAAGACGAAGGCAACUACACCUGUUAUGGUGUGGGACAGAACAGUGAAAGCAAAGAUGUUGUUAUAUUAAAAGUGAAAGAUUUUGGCUGAAUAAUAAUCUUGCUUUGUAGUUUGUGCUGUGUAAUGUAUAGAGUGCGUUUUUUGGAAUAGUUAUGGAUGAAUGUUACAAGAUAUAGGCAACAUCUUUACUUGGAGUGAGAAAAGAAGAUGGUUAAAUAAUUGUAAAAUUAGUAAAAUAUGUGGAAACUAUUGUAUGUGCAUUCAACAUACUUUGUAUUUGUUAAUAAUUUCUGUAUACUCUUAUUUAUUUUUGCUGAGUUGUGUUAAACAGAGGAACGCUCGUAAGUAUAAACAUGGACAAUGAAAAGUCUGUGUAUAUGGUUACAGUUUAGAAUGAAAAUACACCAAAUUGCAGGCGGAAGGAUAGUUAUUUACAUUGUUGUUCGCAUUUAAUACAUACGGAGUGCUGGCAGUUUAAUGAAAGUCAGUCUACUUGGAUAGAAAUUAAACACUACAAACCAUUCUUACUUUGUUCAAUUUACAGACUAUAGUAGUUGCAACUUGACCGCGAUGGUUGAACUUAGGCUGAUUAUUCAUAUCGAUUAUUUUAUUGUAGAAAUAAGGGGUGCUUAGGGUAGCCGUGUCUAUUUAUAUGGAAUUAGUUUGUAUACAGUGCAGUAUCAAAGUAUGUAUACUUACAUUUGAUCAGUUAAAACUUUCCAAUACACUAAUUUAUAUUUACACAAAUUUAUAUUUCCAUUUUCUCGUGAGCUCGUGUUUUUUUAACAAAAUUUCCUUGACAUGUACAAUACUGUGUAUAUAAGUAGAUAAGUUGAUUCUGAUUCGAACUGAAUUGUUAUUAUUAUUAUGUUUGUACAUGUAUGAUUAAACUAAUGUCUUUGAAUAAAAAAUAUGAAAAAUAAAUAAAAUAAAAAAAUAAAAACACAAAAUAUAAUAAAAAUGAAAUAGCAAAAGACUAAAAACAGAAAAAAGCUGAAAGAGAUGAAAUAAAUUAAAAAAAAAACCCACAGGGCUCGAAUCUAUUACUCUAUAUAUAACUUAACAAAAACAAGUACUUGAAUUCAAGCGCUUACACCACUGCAGUAAAUCUAUAUCACGAUAAAUCUACGUCAAUUUUAAAUUUAUGAAUGCAAAGAGAUGAAGCGUUUUACGUACACUCCUUUUCAAUAAUAGGUUGUGCCUCAUUAUGUAUUGUAAUACAAAGGUCAACCAUCGGGGUCAAGUUGCGUCCACUAUGUCAUCAGCUAAAAGAAACUGGCACAACCUCUUUCAGUAUAUAGAUUGAUAAGCUAUAAGUUGUAUAUUGUGUCCGACUUGAACACAACGUUUAAUCUUGCAAAUCAUGUGAUACACAUUUGAUGUAUUUCAAUGACAAUGGACACCUAUUCUUCAGCAUUUUUCGAGGGUAAAUGUUCAUAAAUAACAAUUAUUGCACAAUUAUAAAAAUAACAAAGGCCAUAACGAAUUAUUUGUUAAUGGCGCGCAUGCCAACGCGAAAUAGUGUUUCGUUACGUGGCGUUCUAUGUUUAGUUAUGUUUACACAAAACUUCCAAAAUUUCGUUUUGGAGCGUUGGCGCGUACGCCAGGAUGACUCAACGAAAUGUAAUAUAAAAAUCGCGCGCGCGCCAACGCGACAAAACGAAUUCUCAUAAAUUAGUCACCACAGAUAUCUAUGUUCUUACGUUAGUUUGUGAAACUUUGGAACUUUUCAAAGUAUUUGUUUUAUACAAUUUAUUAGAUAAUCAAUUUAUUUUGUUUUUACGUCGCUCUUAAUCACGGAACGCCAAUUUCAUGAUUUUGAUAAGAAUAUUUUGUUCUAAAGGUAACAAGUACUUUUGCAAUAUAUGCAUAUGUAAAAAAUUAUUGAAAUUCACCUAUAAUACCUCUCAGUUUUGGUACAUAUAUAUUAUCGAUAAUGUUAUAUGCAGGUAUAUUUCAAAACUCUUAAGAUUUUAAAACAAAUUGUUGUGCAAAAUCAGAAGCGGUUCUAAGAUCUUAUUUACAAACAUAAGAUCUGUAAAAAGAUUUUGGAAGUAUAGAAUGCAACCAAGAAAAUAAAUGGUAGAUUAGGUUUGAGCAAGUCUGUUUGUGAUAGGUUAUGAAAAGUGCAAUGACUCUCACGCCCCCUAGCACCGGCUUAUGCUGAAUUCUCUUACACCAAUAUUAUCAAAAAGGACAAAAACUGCAUUGCCUGCAAUAAAGUGAAAUAUUUAUGACAUUGUUGUCAUUUUGUUAAAAUAUCUACUGUUGUAACAGGAUAAAUUUACAGCGAGAAAUAAAGUGAUAUUGCUCA
Molecule: messenger RNA, 3387 nt
Organism: Mercenaria mercenaria
Lineage: Eukaryota; Metazoa; Mollusca; Bivalvia; Venerida; Veneridae
Product: hemicentin-2-like
Exons: 7
Coding region: 180-1163 (327 amino acids)
Cellular component (GO): neuron projection
Source: RefSeq, a predicted model, not a curated record